CCUAACAAACUGGCCCUGAACUCUUCAAGUUUCACCUGCGGCACUGCUGCUGCAAUGGAGAAGUCUGCAACUUUGGAUUUGGAUAUGUCCGAAAGAGGCACCGCUGUGGAGAAUGACUUUCGCGUGGUGGUUUCACAAGAGCUCCAGAAUUUGCAGUCCGUCAUCGAGGAGGCAAAUGUUCGGAUUGUGAAGCUUCAGUCAGAGAUUGCGGCAUCAUCAAGUGGCUCAGCAGACCUGGCGACAUCACGGAUCUGUGGGCGCAGCUACGGUUUGACAAAGCGGUUGUCUCAACAUCAAAAUCCGGAUGUGCCACCUGAAGAAGCUGCACAACGGUCAUCCAAACGAGAACCGGAAGGUCGUGGCUCCCGCCAGGCUGUUGCUCCACCAGCAGUUGCAGCAAGAGGUCCUCCCAACUCUCCACGGCUUCCUGUUCCUAGAGCACAAACGAAAGAUCCUGAUUUAGCUGGGAAAGAAGACGUCCAGUCCCAGUUUGCCCGGAUCGACACAUCCCAAAACGGAUGCCUCUCAGCACAAGAGCUCGCAGCCAUAGCAAUCACCAAUGGUCAGCAAGUGACCGUUAAGAGUGUGGUGAACGCAGUGAAUUACAUCAAUACUGGCUUGCCGGACGUCCCGAAUGAAAAAGGCCCCAGCAAGUUGAAAAGCGGAGAAUGUGAUCGAAAAGGUUUCAUCCGACUUCGCUCUGAUGCCAUAUUCAUCGAGGAGGCGCCUGCGGAAAUUGCCAGUACGCUUCUAGCACUGAAGAAAGCUUUGGAAGACGAAUCUGACAAUCAUGUUUUCGAAACCAGCAAGGCGAAGUUCAAUCAGCGUCAGCGAACUGCUUUGCUGAAGGAGGCCAUGGACGUUGGCAUUGUCAUUGUCAUUUCUUUGAACGCUCUUGUGAUCGGUAUAAGUGCGGAUAAUCCUGGCAAUGCCGGGCUUUGGGAAGUUCUGGAGCUGGUGUUCUUUACCAUCUAUUUGGCAGAGUGCAUCGUGAAGAAUAUAUGGUGGGGGGUGAGCACUUACUUUUGUGGUGCUGACUGGACGUGGAACUUGUUUGAUUUUUUCUGCUUGCUCUUGUCGGCGGUUGAGCUGCUCCUGAAACUGGCGGCUGGCACUACGGGGGGCAGCCAGCUGAAUCUAUUGAAGGUGCUGAGACUUGCCAGACUUUUUCGCUUAGUACGCAUCAUGCGCUUUAAGAUGUUCAAGGAACUCAAACUUAUGGCGAUGGGCCUUCUUUCUGGCAUUCGGGCAUUGAUAUGGGCGGUUGUUCUGCUGUUGGUCAUCAUCUAUACGGUAAGUAUUAUCACGAAGUCUCUCCUGGAAGACGAGGAAGAGUUCAGCACUGUCGGCGCUGGAAUGUUUACUUUGUUCCGGUGCUUCACCGAAGCAUGCGAGACGUAUAGUGGUGACCCUAUUCCCGAGAGGAUCUAUGCAAAGCUCGGCGGGGAGCAGCAGCUGCUAUUUCAUGCAGCCUACGUCCUUGUGACCAUGAUGAUCACCGUAGGUCUUUUCAACCUUAUCAUGGCGGUGUUCAUAGACAAUGUCACGAAGUCGCAGAACCAGCGCAAGCAGAAAGAGCUUGGUGAAACGGCCAUUGAGACUGAAGUGAAUCUCAAGAUGUUGUUGGCUAGGUGCAUCAACGAACCUUCUGAAGGCAAAUCCUCGUACAUGAUGGAGCGCUUUUCAGAGGAGGUCAGCAAUAAGCUGAACAAUCUAACCGAUGUCGCCAAAAAGCGCCACCAGCUUGAACAGCGGGUCUGCGCGGAUGAAGCGUUCCGACUGCUCAAGGAAUGCAACAUCAACAUCACCAGGGAGAUCUUUCAAGCGUGGCUUCAGGAUCCGGAAUUUGUUCGAGUUUUGGAGGAUGCAGAUGUGGACAUUUCGAACAAGUUUGAACUUUUCAACAUCUUGGAUGUGGACUUGGGCGGUGAGUUGUCGCCACAUGAGCUCCUCACUGGUCUUCUGAGCUUACGCGGUGAUGUGUCUAAAGGUGAUGUCAUUUACAUCCUCCUACGUGUUCGAGAUAUGACUCAUCGAAUGGAACAGUUGCAGUAUGACAUCCGCAACCUUAAAAGUGGAUUGGAUCCAUCGACAGCUCGCUCUUCCUAGCAGCAUCUAGCAGCUUGACUUAGAAGGUGGACACUGCAUGAUCCUUGGCCUCAGGCUCAGCUGCUGCCUCAGCACAAGGGGCGUCAUGGAGAGAGAGAGAGAGAGGGAGAGAAGAGAGAAGCGAGAAGAGAUAAGAGAGAAGAGAGAAAAAGAGAGAGGGCAGAGAUAGAGAUGAGCUGAUUCAGGUAACAGGGCAGUUUGGCCCUUUAACAAGUGUGCAGCCGACUUUACAUGAUUGAUCCUGAGAAUUCUGUUUUAUACUGACGGAUCAAAAGCGGCAAUCGUAUUGGCGUGCGAAGCUUGCCUACGCCCACAGAUCGUGA
Durusdinium trenchii is the source of this 2432-nucleotide messenger RNA. Lineage: Eukaryota; Dinophyceae; Suessiales; Symbiodiniaceae. The record is from the annotation of a GenBank genome assembly.